Quercus lobata is the source of this 1790-nucleotide messenger RNA. RefSeq names its product polygalacturonase inhibitor-like. Gene Ontology annotation, molecular function: protein binding. Bases 343 to 1335 code for a protein of 330 amino acids. The record is from RefSeq and is a predicted model, not a curated record. The transcript has a single exon. NCBI's taxonomy places the organism in Eukaryota, Viridiplantae, Streptophyta, Magnoliopsida, Fagales, Fagaceae.
UCAAAUUAGACCCAAAUCGCACGCAGAUAAAAGAUUGGGUUUUAAGUAACCCUACUUAUUUGAUCUAGUUGAGAUAAGAUAGAAGGAUUAAUACAAGCCUAUUUUAAACAUCCAACAAUAUUUGACUUUUUAUGGCUGAAUCAAGCAUUAUUUGACUUGUUUGAGUGGGAUCACAUUGCAAUUUGCCUUGACUUGCCCUGGCACUAGAUCUCAAAGCUUCCGUCAGCUACUACAUCAUUCCAACACAAAAACGUAAACAUUAGACCGCCACAACCUAUAAAUCAACCCUUUUUUCAGCAUCAAAUUUCACACACAUGCACCACCAUUCUCUUACCUUCCAAAAUGGGCAGUGCAAGUAGGCCUAUUCUCUCUCUCCUCUGCUUCACCCUUCUCAUCUCCUCUACUUUCUCAGAGCUCUGCAACCCACAAGACAAAAAAGUCUUGCUCCAAAUCAAACAAGCCUUCAACAACCCCUACGUCCUUACCUCUUGGAAAACAAACACCGAUUGCUGUACUGACUGGUGUUGUGUCACAUGUGACUCCACCUCUCACCGCAUCAACUCCCUCACCAUCACUGCUGACAACCAGCUCUCUGGCCAAAUCCCACCUGAAGUUGGUGACCUUCCAUACCUCGAAACCCUUGAAUUCCACAAACAACCCAACGUCACUGGUACUAUUCAACCUGCCAUUGUCAAUCUCAAACACCUCAACUUCCUCGGACUCAGCUGGCUUAAUCUCACUGGCCCAAUUCCUGAUUUCGUCAGCAAACUCAAAAACCUCACUUCCAUUGACUUCUCAUUCAACCAACUCUCUGGCUCAAUCCCACCCUCACUUUCGGAGCUUCCAAAGCUCGGUGGACUUCGCUUGGACCGUAACAAACUCUCCGGACCACUCCCCUAUUCUUUCGGCAAUUUUCCUCAGGGACUAUACCUGUUCCUAUCUCACAACCAACUAACCGGUCCAGUCCCAACCUCGUUCGCCCACAUGGACUUUGGCUAUAUUGAUUUGUCGCGAAACAAACUCGAAGGCGAUGCAUCUGUGGUUUUCGGAUCGAGCAAGACCACAGAGAUCGUGGACUUGUCGAGGAACUUGUUGGAGUUUAAUCUGUCAAAGGUUGUGCUCCCCAAGAGUUUGACUUCUUUGGAUCUUAACCACAAUAAGAUCUUUGGAGGUCUUCCUGUUGAGUUGACCAAAUUGAAUUUGCAGUACUUGAAUGUGAGUUAUAAUAGGCUUUGUGGUCAGAUUCCAGUGGGUGGUAAAUUGCAAAGCUUCGAUUAUUCGAAUUAUUUCCACAACCGGUGCUUGUGUGGCUCUCCACUCACAAGCUGCAAGUGAUCUUAUAAUGGAUUUGCACAGAAACUGAAGUGGGUCUCUCUGUAAUUUUCAAUUUACUACUACAAUGUACUAAGUUUUUCAAAAGCUGUAGUCUCUAGUAAUAAGUUUGCUUUAUUGCAAAUUUAGUAAGAUCGAGAACAGACAGGAGAACUAUGUAAUAAAAAAACAUGUCCUUCGCCGCGUUGUGCUAAGAGAUUAGGAAGCAGAUUCGGUGUUUUACGUACAGCUAGGCACAGGUUUAUCUUGUUACAGGAAUUUAUCCAUUUUGAGAAUAUUUAAAAACACAAUUAGUUGAUGAGAGUCUUUGUAAGUUGUAACUUAAUUUCAAAAGCCGCGAUUAGUUAGACAACAUGCCGCUUUCAUGUUUACUGUUUAGUCGCGAUGAGUGGUAUUAUCAAAUAGUAAUAAGCCGGACUGUUCCCACGAUAUGCUCGUUUCUCUGCUACUCACACAAC